Messenger RNA from Cloeon dipterum, 478 nucleotides. RefSeq names its product trissin (gene Trissin). Bases 111 to 398 code for a protein of 95 amino acids. The transcript has 2 exons. The record is from RefSeq and is a predicted model, not a curated record. NCBI's taxonomy places the organism in Eukaryota, Metazoa, Arthropoda, Insecta, Ephemeroptera, Baetidae.
ACCCCAGCCGAGCGAAGGGUACGAAGGCCUGUUUGUCCUCGACGCGGCCGCUUUUUAAUUUCAUUUCUAAAAGCUAGGCCUCCCCAAAACGUCAAAGGCUUCACGGUGAAAUGCUCCGCUCCGCUUUGCUCAUGAUCUCAGCGGGUCUGCUGUAUUUGAGCUGCACGGAGGUGGGCAGCGCGGAGGCCAUGCACCACUGCGAGUCGUGUGGUACAGUGUGCAUCAACUUCUGCAACACACGCGACUUCCGGCCGUGCUGCAUAAACUACAUGCGUAAGCGCAGUCCGCAGCCGGUCGCCGCCACCUCCGAGGGCACCGAGCAACGGCUGUGGCCGCCUCACCGCUCGACCUGGCUCAGCCAGGACUACCUGGACCCUGACGCGCCGACGGACGUCUGAUCGGCGGCUCGCACUGUAGACACCUAAAUCAUCUGCGUUGUCACCUGAAUACUUUUUUGAGAGGCUGGAUUUCAAAAAUA